This is a messenger RNA of Neltuma alba, 2719 nucleotides long. Its product is annotated as phospholipase D alpha 1-like. The transcript has 5 exons. Lineage: Eukaryota; Viridiplantae; Streptophyta; Magnoliopsida; Fabales; Fabaceae. Gene Ontology annotation, cellular component: plasma membrane. Gene Ontology annotation, molecular function: calcium ion binding; D-type glycerophospholipase activity. Gene Ontology annotation, biological process: phospholipid catabolic process; phosphatidylcholine metabolic process. The record is from RefSeq and is a predicted model, not a curated record. Bases 22 to 2478 code for a protein of 818 amino acids.
AGUAUAAUAUAAUUACUAAGAAUGUUGCAUUUGUUGCAUGGGACGCUUCAUGUGAUCAUAUAUGAUGUCGACAAGCUGCAUUCUGGACUCAACUUCAGUAGUCUCAACAACCAGGGUGCAAGAAACUUUGGGAAGAAAGUUCUCACUCGAGUCAAGAGUGUUUUGCGAUCCAAGCCUCAGAUCGCUGGGACUAGAAUGUAUGCAACUGUUGAUUUGGAUAAAGCAAGGGUCGCGCGAACAAGAAUGAUACGCCAAACCUCUAAACCCAAAUGGAAUGAGAAAUUUUAUAUAUACUGUGCCCAUUCCAUUUCUGAGAUUAUAUUCACUCUCAAAUAUGAUAAUCCCAUUGGAGCAACUCUAAUUGGAAGAGCUCAUAUACCCGUUGAGCAAGUCCUCAGAGGUAACAUUGUGGAUGCUUGGAUUCCUAUAUUGGAUGAGGAUCGUCGUCCCAUACAAGGUGGCUCUAAAACACAUGUCAGCAUACAGUUCUUUGAUGUUACAAAGGAUGUAACUUGGUCUCAAGGAAUCAAAACCCCGCGAUAUGCAGGUGUUCCCCAUACGUUUUUCACUCAGAAAGUUGGCUGCAAAGUUACUUUGUACCAAGAUGCUCAUGUCCCAAAUGCUUAUCUUCCGAUGAUUCGUUUGUCUGAAGGAAGAUAUUAUGAACCUAGUAGAUGUUGGGAGGACAUUUUCCAUGCAAUCACAAAUGCUAGGCACUUGAUUUACAUAACUGGGUGGUCUGUGUAUACUGAAAUAACAUUGAUAAGGGACCUAAGGGGACCAAUUCCUAACAUAACCCUUGGGGAACUUCUCAAGAAGAAAGCUGAUGAAGGUGUUAAUGUUCUUAUGCUUGUGUGGGAUGAUAGAACUUCUGUUAAAGAGCUAAAGAAAGAUGGGUUGAUGGCAACCCAUGAUCAGGAAACAGAAGAGUAUUUUAGGAACACAAAAGUAAAGUGUGUUUUGUGUCCACGUAACCCAGAUGAUGGACGUAGCAUAAUUCAAGGUUUUGAGAUUUCAACAAUGUUCACUCAUCAUCAAAAGACUGUGGUUGUUGAUAGUGGAAUUCCUGGUGAAGGAUCUCAGAGGCGAAGGAUAGUGAGUUUUAUUGGUGGCAUUGAUUUGUGUGAUGGGAGAUAUGACACACAAGAGCAUCCUUUGUUCUCAACUCUAAACACAACCCAUUAUAAUGAUUUCCAUCAGCCAAACUUCCCAGGAGCUUCAAUCAAGAAAGGAGGCCCAAGAGAGCCAUGGCAUGAUAUUCAUUGCAGAUUAGAAGGGCCAGUGGCUUGGGAUGUCUUGUUCAACUUUCAACAAAGGUGGGAGAAGCAAGUUGGGAAGCAAUUCUUACUCCCUCCUAGCCUGCUUAAUCGGAUUUUAGUACCUCAAUCUUAUAUAGAGACAUCAAAUGAUAGAGAUGCAUGGACUGUUCAAUUGUUCAGAUCCAUUGAUGGUGGGGCAGCUUCUGGCUUCCCUCAAGACCCAUCUAAAGCAUGUGAGUUAGGCCUUGUUAGUGGGAAGGAUAAUGUCAUUGACAGAAGUGUUCAGGAUGGUUACAUAAAUGCCAUUAGGCGAGCCAAGAACUUCAUCUACAUUGAAAACCAGUAUUUCCUGGGGAGCUCAUAUGGUUGGAAAGAGGCCGACAUAAAAGUUGAAGAUAUUGGAGCUCUACAUCUAAUACCAAAGGAGCUAUCACUGAAGAUUGUGAGCAAGAUUGAAGCAAGAGAAAGGUUUGCAGUGUACAUUGUGAUCCCCAUGUGGCCAGAAGGUAUCCCCAAGAGUGGUUCAAUUCAAGCAAUAUUGGAUUGGCAAAGAAGAACAAUGGAGAUGAUGUAUACUGAUAUUGCUACAGCCAUUCAGAGAAAAGGAAUCAAUGCCCACCCUAGAGAUUACUUGUCAUUUUUUUGCCUUGGAAAUCGAGAGUAUAAGAAACCUAAAGAAUAUGUUCCUCCAGAGAGACCAGAUCCUGAUAGUGAUUAUAGUAGAGCACAAAAUGCCAGGCGCUUCAUGAUCUAUGUUCAUGCCAAGAUGAUGAUAGUUGACGAUGAAUACAUAAUCAUCGGUUCUGCCAACAUAAACCAGAGAUCAAUGGAUGGUGCAAGGGACAGUGAGAUUGCAAUGGGUGCGUUCCAACCAUAUUAUCUUACAUCUUAUGGCCCACCCAGGGGUCAAAUCUAUGGGUUUAGACGAGCUUUAUGGUACGAACAUCUUGGAGUUCCUGAUAAAGGUGAUGAAGCCUUUGAAUAUCCAGAAAGUGAAUAUUGUGUGAAGCUUGUGAAUUAUCUUUCAGACUUGAACUGGGAAAAAUAUUCAAAUCCAACAUUUAAUCCACAAAGUUCAUUCAACCACCUCAUGCGUUACCCUAUAGACAUAACCAAAGAUGGCAAUGUAACAAAACUACAAGAAUUUGAAUUCUUCCCUGACACUAAGGCUUCUGUUCUGGGCUCCAAAUCAACCCUCCCUCCGAUCCUCACCACUUAGUGGAUUGGUUGCUUCAGCUACUAUAAGCGACGAAGUGAGGUAUGGAGAUAGAGAUAAGGCCUGCAUGGUUGGCGAAAGCAAGUGGACGCUUUGUCAAUUAUAAGAAUCUUCUUUGAUUAAUGAAAAUGAUUGUUCAAAAUUAGAUUUCAAAAUUUCAUUAGGGUGAAAUUAUUGUAAAAGCCUUGGGUGUGUUUGUAUUGGCAAUUGUUGAUGUAUUAUUUUAUUUUUUUCAUCACCAAUC